Molecule: messenger RNA, 642 nt
Organism: Gryllus bimaculatus (two-spotted cricket)
Lineage: Eukaryota; Metazoa; Arthropoda; Insecta; Orthoptera; Gryllidae
Source: the annotation of a GenBank genome assembly
AUGUUUAACGAAGUCAACGAUAGUGACUUAAUAAUUGACCAUGGGCCUUUCUCCAUCCUGAAGUGCACGCAGCUGCGGAAGCUGGGCCUGCUCAACGCCAGGGACUUCUCGGGCGAGCGCAUGCGCCUGCUGGAAGAGAACCUGCAGAAGCUCGUCUCCCUCAAGCUGACGUACCCGUGCCAGAUGAAGCAGUCGCACUUCCGCUACCUCUUCAGCGGGCAGACCUCCAACCUGCACAACCUCGUCAAGCUCUCCCUGAUCGCGUGCUGGGGGCUAGAGGACGCCGGCCUGCAGGCCGUGGUGGAGACGUGCAAGGGCAGCUUGCAGUCGCUGUCGCUCAAGUGCUGCAAGACGCUGUCGGGCGCGGCGCUGCGCGGCGUGGUGCGGCAGUGCUCGCUGCUGCGCCGCCUCAACGUGGCGUACGCCUCGCAGGUGUCCCCGCCUCGCAGCGCCGCCGCCGCCGCCGCCUUCUCCUACCUCGACGACGUGCCCUACCACCUGCCCAAGCUGGCCAAGCUCGUGGUGGACCUGGCGUACCGCAAGGGCCACUGCCUGGCCAACUUGCACGGCCGGAUGCCGGACCUCGCCAUCGCCGUCAGCCACUCCGAGUUCAGCAACGACGAGAUCCUGCUGGCGUUCUAG